This is a messenger RNA of Ochlerotatus camptorhynchus, 934 nucleotides long. RefSeq lists its product as uncharacterized. The record is from RefSeq and is a predicted model, not a curated record. The transcript is spliced from 2 exons. Lineage: Eukaryota; Metazoa; Arthropoda; Insecta; Diptera; Culicidae. The coding region runs from base 1 to 573 and encodes 190 amino acids.
AUGUCGUGGUCAACACGUUCUUUCGAGUGUGCAUUAGUUUUCAUCGUGCUCUGUGAGCUGCGACCAGCCUGGUUCACUGGGAUGGAGCUACAGCUACAGGGUGUAGAGCAAAUUUCUGGAACGGAGCUGAUCGAUGCUGAUGGAUUGAGAAUCAUGAAGUUCAAUCGUACCUUGGCGGUUAUGAAUGGAACCAUACACAUCACCAGAGAUAUUGGUGACCUCUUUGAAUUCCGUAUAUCAGUGGCAUACAGUCGGAUUGGCAAUAAUCAGUUCGUAGAGUAUCCGAUGAAGAUUGCGAAAGAAAAUGUGUGCAAGGUGCUGAAUGGACCAUAUCGCGAAUAUCAAUAUCUUUGGGCGAAUACGACCAAUUUCCCGCAAGUCGCCCCAGAGGAGCGCCUAUGCCCGCUUCCGAAGGGUUGGUAUUGGAUAAAAAAUUAUGCACCCGAUGCAGCGUGGGUGCCAUCGGUGGUUCCGGAGGGCUUAUGGCGGAUGACACUCGACAUUUUGGAUGUUGGCGGGGACAUUCAGUGCCAAUUUCGGUCGUACACUUGGCUUAGAAAACCUAUAAUUUGAGCAGUGAGAGUGUGCUUGAAUUUAAAUAUAAUAAAGUUUAGAGAUAGGUCAUUUGAAGCCGCAUGGUACGGAAUAGUGCUGCUGAGGCAGCUUAGUACUUUAAAGCAAUUCAUUAAUCUCUAUUUGAAGACACUAUUAAUAUUAAUGGGUGAAAGUUUCAUCUUCGUGUAAUGCACCUACCCUGAAUUUUCUUUCAUCACCCACACAUUAGGGACCAUGCAUAAAUUUCGUAGAAUUUCGUUUCAGAACGUCAGACCGGCUAUGAAUUGACGAUGUACGCUACGAGAGAGAGAGGGUGUCUAAAAUUGGACAACAAUAUGUUACUUCAUUAUGGAUGGCCCUUAUCCAUCACAUUCGCAUU